AUGGCCACCCACGCCUCCGAGACGAUCCCGCGCGCCUCGGCGCUGCCCCUCAACUUUGACUUUGUCAAGGCCUGGGGUGUCGAGAACCUAUCCAAGGCUCGCUUCCAGUUCGACACUAAGACGACGACUGCCACGAUCCUGACGGUCAUCAUCUCCCUGCUCCUCCUGGAGCAGGUUGUGUACCGCCAGAAGAAGAAGCACCUUGCCGGUGACAAGUGGACGAUCCCCAUCAUUGGCAAGUUUGCCGACUCGCUGAACCCGACGCUUGCCAACUACAAGAAGCAGUGGUACUCUGGUGCUCUGUCGUGUGUCUCGGUCUUCAACAUCUUCAUCGUCAUCGGCUCGACGAACGACAUGGCCCGCAAGAUCCUGAAUUCGCCUACCUACGCCGAGCCCUGCCUCGUCGCUUCGGCCAAGAAGGUCCUUGACCCUACGAACUGGGUUUUCCUCCACGGCAAGGUGCACGCCGACUACCGCAAGGCCCUUAAUGUUCUCUUCACCCAGAAGGCGCUCUCGAUCUACCUCCCCAUCCAGGACCGCAUCUACCGCCGCUUCUUCGACGAGUGGUGCGCCGAGAACAAGACGCAGGAGAUGAUGCUCAAGAUGCGUGACCUCAACAUGGAGACGUCGCUCUCCGUCUUCAUCGGCCCCUACGUCAACGAGCAGGAGAAGCAGGAGAUCAACAAGCUCUACUGGGACAUCACUGUCGCUCUCGAGCUCGUCAACUUCCCCCUCGCCAUCCCGGGCACCAAGGUCUACAACGCUAUCCAGGCCCGCAAGGUCGUCAUGAAGUACCUCAUGCGCGCUUCCGCCCAGUCCAAGGUCCGCAUGGCCGACAUGGACAACGAGCCCGAGUGUCUCCUUGACGAGUGGAUCCGCGCCAUGAUUCUGUCCAAGAACGGCAACUCGGAGCAGGCCAAGCUCCUCUCUCGCGAGUACAGCGACAAGGAGAUCGGCAUGGUUGUCCUCUCCUUCCUCUUCGCUUCGCAGGACGCCAUGUCCUCCGCCAUUGUGUGGACCUUCCAGCUGACGGCUGACCACCCCGAGGUGCUCGAGAAGAUCCGCGAGGAGUCCAUGCGUGUCCGUGGCGGCGACGUCGACGCCCCCCUCUCCCUCGACCUCGUCGAGGACAUGGUCUACACCCGCGCCGUCAUCAAGGAGGUCCUCCGCCUCAUGCCCCCCGUCAUCAUGGUCCCCUACCUGACCACCCGCGAGUUCCCCGUCACCCCCGACUACACCGUCCCCAAGGGAUCCAUGAUCAUCCCCUCCUUCUGGCGCUCCCUCCACGACGAGACCUGCUACCCCGAGCCGGACGCGUUCAAGCCCGAGCGCUGGCUCGAGAACGACGACGGCUCCCUCCCCAUUGCCGAGUCCAAGCCCCAGAACUACCUCGUCUGGGGCUCUGGCCCCCACAAGUGCAUCGGUGUCCAGUACGCCUCGAUGCACCUUGCCGCGACCAUCUCGUCGGCCGCGGUCCUCAUGGACUGGGAGCACGAGCGCACCCCCGACUCGGACGAGGUGCAGGUCAUCGCGGCCAUCUUCCCGCGCGACCACUGCCGUCUGCGCUUCUCCAAGCGUGCCGUCGCCUAA
Messenger RNA from Trichosporon asahii var. asahii CBS 2479, 1590 nucleotides. RefSeq names its product C-22 sterol desaturase. Gene Ontology annotation, biological process: sterol metabolic process. Gene Ontology annotation, molecular function: monooxygenase activity; heme binding; iron ion binding. The transcript has 3 exons. The record is from RefSeq and is a predicted model, not a curated record. NCBI's taxonomy places the organism in Eukaryota, Fungi, Basidiomycota, Tremellomycetes, Trichosporonales, Trichosporonaceae. Bases 1 to 1590 code for a protein of 529 amino acids.